AUGGGCUGUCUGAAGCAUUACGGUCACGAACUGAUUCCACAAGGCGCUCCACUGAGCAAUGCUAUCCGCCGGGAAAUCGCUGAUUAUCUUUUGUCUGGUCAUGAUGAGAACGAGAUUGUCGAAAUAAUGAGAAAGAAUAGUGACGUCACUGACCGAAGACAUUACAUUCAAAAUUACGAGGUUCGAAAUGUACUAAAGAAGUUGCAAAUCGCGGAUACCGAUUCUUACAAUUUAAUUCGAGUGAAGAAGCGAAGUGAUUCAAUGGAUGAAGAGGACAUUGAAGAGAUUCGAGUCACACCUUCAUACACUUUAAAUGAGAAACUCGUGCGAUCUGAGGAAACCUCUUCCUAG
Messenger RNA from Caenorhabditis bovis, 351 nucleotides. The record is from the annotation of a GenBank genome assembly. NCBI's taxonomy places the organism in Eukaryota, Metazoa, Nematoda, Chromadorea, Rhabditida, Rhabditidae.